AACUGACGUAUUUUUAACACUGGCAAAGCAGGCCGGGCAAAUUUGUUGAACAAGCGAGAAAUUCGUUGCCUUUUUUUAAUCCUACGUGCCCCUCACGAGCGUGGAAAUCUCGAACGGACUCGCUUCAGAACAUACAACAGCCACUGUUUCGAAAAAGCGCCGAACGGCCGGCUCCCGAAAUCGGAAAGCGCCAAACGCACACACGAUACCAUCACCAUACCAUAAUCAUCGCGGCCACGCUCCAAGCUUAGGAAUUUCUCCGGAAACCCGGACCAAGCGAUCUGUGCCUUUGCAACGGGUACUGCAGAAACGCAGCAAAAUUAACAACCUUGGGUGAGAAGAAACAACAGGCGCCAUGAGCGUGGACACGUACGCGCCCAGCUCGGCGCUCUCGUUCCUGGACAUGGACGACAAUGAGCUGCUCCCGGGAGCGGAUACGCAGCCCACGCAGUACGAUUACCGCGACUUUACCAUGCCCUCUACCUCGCAGAGCCAGACGCAGAACGAUCAGCUGGAGCUGCACCCACGCCGCUCCGGCGGGGACUCGAAUCCGCGACUGGCCAGCAUCACCAACGAUCUGGCCGAUCUGCAGUUCGAAGAGGAGGACGACGAGGGGGGCAGCUCGUAUGUGAAGGAGCUGCCGGCGCAUGCGUGCAAGUACUGCGGCAUCCACGAUCCAGCCACUGUGGUCAUGUGCAACAAUUGCCGCAAAUGGUUUUGCAACGGACGUGGCAGCACCUCUGGUUCGCACAUCAUCAAUCAUUUGGUGAGGGCCAAGCAUCGCGAGGUGACUCUCCAUGGGGAAGGUCCCCUGGGCGAGACUAUCCUGGAGUGCUACUCCUGCGGUGUGCGCAACGUCUUUGUGCUGGGCUUCAUUCCGGCCAAGGCCGAUUCUGUGGUCGUGCUGCUCUGUCGCCAGCCGUGUGCCGCCCAGAAUUCGCUAAAGGACAUGAACUGGGACCAGGAACAGUGGAAACCUCUGAUUGCGGACCGCUGCUUUUUGCCUUGGCUGGUAAAGCAACCCAGCGAGCAGGGACAACUGCGAGCGCGCCAAAUCUCAGCCGCCCAGAUCAACAAGCUGGAGGAGCUAUGGAAGGACAAUAUUGAGGCCACGUUCCAAGAUCUGGAGAAGCCAGGCAUCGACUCGGAGCCAGCACAGGUGCUGCUUCGCUACGAGGAUGGCUAUCAGUACGAGAAAACCUUUGGGCCGCUGGUCCGCCUUGAGGCCGACUACGACAAGAAGCUGAAAGAGUCGGCCACCCAGGAGAACAUCGAGGUACGCUGGGACGUGGGCCUCAACAAGAAGACCAUUGCCUACUUUACGCUGGCCAAGACCGACUCAGACAUGAAGCUCAUGCACGGCGACGAGCUUCGCCUGCGCUACGUGGGCGAGCUGUACAAUCCGUGGAGCGAGAUCGGCCACGUUAUCAAGGUGCCUGACAAUUUCGGCGACGACGUCGGCCUGGAGCUGAAAACCUCAUCGAAUGCCCCGGUUAAGUGCACCAGCAACUUUACCGUGGACUUCAUAUGGAAGUGCACUUCUUUUGAUCGCAUGACACGUGCCUUGCGCAAAUUUGCGAUGGAUCGCAACUCGGUGUCGAACUACAUCUACUCGCGCCUGUUGGGUCACGGUCGUCCGGACUCAAACGACGAGGUGCUGUUCCGCGGCGCCCAACCCAAGCUCUAUAGUGCCCCGCAUCUGCCCGAUUUGAAUCGCAGUCAGGUGUAUGCCGUAAAACACGCGCUUCAGCGACCGCUCUCGCUGAUCCAAGGGCCGCCCGGCACCGGCAAAACAGUGACAUCGGCCACCAUUGUUUAUCAGCUGGUCAAGCUGCAUGGUGGCACAGUGCUGGUAUGCGCACCCAGCAACACGGCCGUGGACCAACUAACGGAGAAGAUUCACCGCACAAACCUGAAAGUGGUGCGUGUUUGCGCCAAGAGUCGCGAGGCUAUCGAUAGCCCAGUCAGCUUCCUGGCGCUGCACAACCAAAUCCGCAAUAUGGAGACCAAUUCGGAGCUAAAGAAGCUGCAGCAGCUGAAAGACGAAACCGGCGAGCUGAGCUCAGCGGACGAGAAGCGCUACCGCAGCCUGAAACGUGCCGCCGAGAACCAAUUGCUGGAGGCUGCCGACGUCAUCUGCUGCACAUGCGUGGGCGCCGGCGAUGGACGUCUAUCGCGCAUCAAAUUCACCUCGAUCCUGAUCGAUGAGUCUAUGCAGUCGACGGAGCCGGAGUGCAUGGUGCCAGUGGUGCUGGGCGCCAAGCAGCUGAUCCUCGUGGGCGAUCACUGCCAGUUGGGACCGGUUGUUAUGUGCAAGAAAGCAGCUCGUGCCGGCCUCUCGCAAAGUCUGUUCGAGCGCCUGGUGGUUCUGGGCAUCCGUCCGUUCCGGCUGGAGGUGCAAUAUCGUAUGCACCCCGAGCUGUCCCAGUUCCCGUCCAACUUCUUCUACGAGGGAUCGCUGCAGAACGGUGUCUGCGCGGAGGAUCGUCGCCUUAAACUCGAUUUCCCCUGGCCACAGCCAGAGAGACCGAUGUUCUUCCUGGUGACCCAGGGACAGGAGGAGAUUGCCGGCUCCGGUACGUCGUUCCUCAACCGCACAGAGGCGGCCAACGUGGAAAAGAUCACGACCAGAUUCCUCAAGGCAGGCAUUAAGCCUGAACAAAUUGGAAUCAUUACGCCUUAUGAAGGUCAGCGCGCGUACCUGGUGCAGUACAUGCAAUACCAGGGCAGCCUGCACUCUCGCCUUUACCAGGAGAUCGAGAUCGCCAGCGUGGACGCGUUCCAGGGACGUGAGAAGGACAUCAUUAUCAUGUCAUGCGUGCGAUCUAACGAGCGUCAGGGAAUCGGCUUUUUAAACGAUCCUCGUCGCCUUAACGUGGCCCUUACCCGAGCCAAGUAUGGCAUCAUCAUUGUGGGCAAUCCCAAAGUGCUAGCAAAGCAGCAGCUGUGGAACCAUCUGCUCAACUUCUACAAGGACCGUAAGGUGCUCGUGGAGGGAUCGCUGAACAACCUCAAGGAGUCGCUCAUCCACUUCCAGAAACCCAAGAAGCUCGUCAACAGCAUGAACAUUGGGGCACACUUUAUGUCCACCAUGAUUGCCGAUGCCAAGGAAGUAAUGGUCCCGGGCUCCAUUUACGAUCGCAGUGGCGGUUACGGCCAAGGUCGCCAAAUGCCCGGUCAGACCAUGAAUGGCGGGCAGUACGGCGGCAAUGGAGGUGGUGGUCCCUACGGGAACUCACCCCUCGGUUACGGUGCUCCCAGCUCCAAUUCCAUGAUGGGCUUUGGCCUGGGCAGCGGAGGCAAUGGUGGUGCCGGUGGCAACAACAACUUCGGAAGCGCUGGCGGGACCGGACCCAGUUGGGCGGCUGCCCACCUGCACCACGACUCCAUUGGCUACAUAUCCAACGAGCACGGAGCAGCAGCGCUCGGCAACAUGCCAGUCCCGGUUGGCAUGUUCAUGAACAUGAGCAAUCUUCCGCCGCGGUUCUAUAACCAGCACCAGCAGGCGAUCAUGGCGGCCAAGCAGAAUCGCGCCAUUCAACAGCAAUCGGGUAACUUCUCUCCGUCGAAUUCGGGAGUUGGAAUCACUGGAGCCGGAACAGGCGUCUCUCUAGCCGGCAAUAAAAAGACCCAGAAACUGGGAAAAUCGCGCGCAACGGGUGGUGUGAUUGGUGGAGCACCGGCAACUGGAGGACCAGGCGGGCAGACGGGUUCGGUGUGCAGUGCUACUCCGUUCAGUCAGCAACCGGUGCCUUUGUCGCUGCAGAUGACGCAGCCUAGCGGAUUUGCUCUUUCACAGCAGCCGGAACUUUCGCAGGACUUUGGGCAAAUAUCGCAGAUGGACGGUUUGUUAUCCCAGGAUGUCGCCUUUAACGUGUCGGGCGAGCGCAGUUUGAAUCAGUUCUCACAGCCUUAUUGAGAAUCCGGCCGGAGGUGCACCAACUACAAACGAUAACAAGCAACCCAAACGAAACAACAACAAACUCAACUUUGAAGUCAUCAUCAAGGAGUAGCAUCAGUAGGCAGCAGGAACAAAGCAAAGAGAACUAUCACGGGAACAACGACAGAUGCGGGAAACAAUGCGAAAAUGCGACCUAGGAACAUGAGGACAAAGCGGGACAUUAAAGACGGCAAAUCGAGACGAAACAGUGUGACAGAUGGAGACGGAGAUGGCAAGAUGUGGACUGAGUGGAGUUAAGAUGAAGACUGAGACGGAGGAGGAGGAGGGAUGUCAAAAGAUCGAAAAGGAAAUCGAGAGCAAAUCACUGUAGGCUGCCAGGAUGCAAUGCUGCUGCAGCCGCUGUUCCCGAAACGCCGCGGGCCAUGGAGUCAUAGCCAGGCGACUUGCCACUGGCCACCGGCCAUUGGCCAUUGGUCAGGAGUGCGCUCCUUAGGCGGAGUUCGCCCAUGGAUGAGUCAACCUGCCAGCAAGGCGCCACAAAAGAUGCCCUUGAAACGACGAUGGACAACUUCUCGACACGUUUCAUUUCUGUUUUGCCAGCCAGGAUUCGCAGCCGGAGCCUAACACGCAAAGACGCAAUCACUCCCGCCCAGGACACGUAUUCACCAAGUGGCUUACCUUCUAACCUUAUUCUGGCCUCCAGUGCAGCAGCCAAUCUUUAGCUCCUGUUCUAACAUUUUUCCCACCCAAAGCGGUUUACUCACACCGAUCCCCAUAUAUGUAUGCCCACUGUUGUACAUUUUUUGGACUCUUUUUUUGAUUACUGUAUGCAUUUGUUAUCCUAACAAACACGAUAUAAAAUCAAACAAAACAAACAAAAAAAUCAAGACGAAACAAAAUCAAAUUCAAAAAAACAUGGAUACACCAUUUUCAAUCGCACGGGAACGCUGGCGGAUCCCCCAAAGCGGAUGCAGGCUUCCAGCGCUGUUCGGAAAUCGAAUGAUUGAUAAGGAAACGCAUUGCGAUAUUUCAAUCUAGGUACACAACAAACAUUUACAAACCGAACCAACGGAGUAAAGGGUCAAGAUCAGAAAAGGUUAAUAAUUAAUAAUAUUAAUGCAGUUACAGAUGCCUGUUCAUUGUUUUUAAAACGACAUGAGAAUGGUAUAUUUUUUCUAUAUAUUGUGAGUUAAUUCUUCCUCCAUGCGACUCUUUGUUUCAAGAAAAUGGAACUUUUUUUUUUGAAAUUCAAAAUAAAGAAUUUAAGUUUUCCCUUGCGAAAAAACCAAUAA
Molecule: messenger RNA, 5193 nt
Organism: Drosophila yakuba
Lineage: Eukaryota; Metazoa; Arthropoda; Insecta; Diptera; Drosophilidae
Gene: Upf1
Product: regulator of nonsense transcripts 1 homolog
Exons: 4
Coding region: 356-3919 (1187 amino acids)
Biological process (GO): nuclear-transcribed mRNA catabolic process, nonsense-mediated decay
Cellular component (GO): cytoplasm
Molecular function (GO): zinc ion binding; RNA binding; hydrolase activity
Source: RefSeq, a predicted model, not a curated record